AUUUCCCCCCUCAAUCAAACAGCUCCCUCGCCAGGUCUCCCGGGGAUCCGCGUUUUGCAUCGCUCCUCUAUUUGCAUCUCUCCCACACAUUUUCCGUGCCAGCGACUCCGUGCAGUGGGCGCAACCACCAAGACUCUCCAUCACAAUCAUCUUUUUUUUUUUGAGACUACAACCGACGGAGAGGGGGGGGGGAAGUAGAAUAAGGAAUUUUCAAAAAUGUUGCCCAAGCUGCACGAUUGGAUGAUUUGAGGACGUUUCCACGGUGUCUUAUUUCUGAGACACUCACGUGUGUUGUGGGUAAACAGCAAAGGGCUUGAUCGCGUCUGCGUCGUGUGUGUCGUUUUAUUUUUUUCUAUCUUGUUGUUCCCUCCUUUUGUUUUUUGUUUUUUUUUUGAAGACGACGUUUUUGUUUUCACGCUUUCGGCGAGGAUCUUCACGUUUAGUGCGCCUCGGUUUUUGCUCAAAGACGCAUCUGGAAAUGUCGGAAGUGCUGCCUUUCAACGAAGAGAAAAUGAGUCAUUAUGGAAACGAGGGCGACGAGGGACACCUUUCCUUCACUUGUCGCCUUCAGGACACCAACAACUUCUUCAACGGCUCGCAGAAUAAACGCCCGCCCAAGCUGGGACAAAUAGGCCGGAGCAAACGGGUUGUGAUCGAGGAUGAGGCUGGCAAUGACGAUGCAAUGAAAAAUGGAACAGAGAAGACCCAGGCGGACGCUUAGAAACAACCCCCCACCCAUAAAGACACUCUUGAAUUUUUUUUUUUUUUAAAUGAUGAUAUUUACCAGUUGUAAUCCAAAGACAUUGUACAUACGCACUUUGUUUCAUGUGGCAGCAAGCAGCACUUCCACACACCCUCCUCUCCAAGGCAGUCAUGGCCUUCUGGGUGAUGCACACACACCGGCAGCAAAAGAGACCCCCAGGUGGAUCCCCACCACCAGCACACAUACCCUAGCAGAAGGGGUUUUGCCAUAAAUCUAAUAGCUGGAGAAAGAUGAAGUGGUGGGGGAGAAAAAAAAUCAGGGCGAGGAUGCAGAAAUGAUGAAAUAGAAACAAAAGCACACAUUUCUGCUGUAACUGUCUAAAUUAUAUAUAGCGGUCUAUACAUUUGUACAUAGGGAAUACAUUUUCUUGCACAAGUUUGGUAUUUUAUUUCUCUUUGUUUUGGGAAAACCAUGUGUUUUGCAGUGAAUUUACACCUGAUAUUUGUUGUUUUUCCAUGUUGAGGAAUUUUUUUUCCCCCACAAUUUAAUUCUCGAUGUUGCCUGUUUUUUUUUUUUUGGGUUCCAUUUUGCAGCUGACAUUAUUUAUUUAUUUAUGAUGUACCUCCCAUCUUUGUGUGUAAGCUUCCGGGCUUUCACCUGGAUUGGUUGAUAUGACUGUACACACCCUAUUGAUAAACUAUUUAUAUUGCAUUGUGCAUCAUUGUGCGUGUGCCAAGCCUCAUGAGGUACAGUAUAUACUGUGCUGCACCGGACAAGUUGUUCUGUUUUGUGCUUUUACAUUGAGUCCUAAAGGAUUUUUGUUUUGUUAGGGCUAACACUUAAAAUAUGAACUCAUGCAUGGCAAACUAAAACCCCAGCAUGCCCAGCAGCAGAACUUCUGAAACUUGUGUGUAGGCUAUUCUUAAAGCACUUCGUGAAACAGCUUUGAAUGACAAACCUCAAGCAGCAGUCUUAAUACUGUACUGUAUCAUUCACUCUUAUUUGUACAGUGGCCUAAUAUCUUGUAAUAAAGGUGAUAAGGAACAAUAUACUGUUUAAUGAAUGAUGAGGUGGAUUUUUUUUUAUGUUUACAAGUGUAGCAAAAAAACCACAAAAGUUUAGUUUUAUAUGAUGAGGUGAAACACAAGAGUGUAACUUGGCAGACUUUUGAGAUGUGUUGCUUGUACAGUUGAUACGAGAUUGUAUAUCUGGCUGCCGAGGAAGGUUAAAUCAGCGUUUUCCACUGUGAGAAGGUAUCAUCCCGUUCAUCCAAAUGAUUGGGAGGUGCCGAAAAUGGGAUGAAAAUGAGCAACCAAUAAAAAGAAGGAUUUAAAAACA
Molecule: messenger RNA, 2041 nt
Organism: Hippocampus comes (tiger tail seahorse)
Lineage: Eukaryota; Metazoa; Chordata; Actinopteri; Syngnathiformes; Syngnathidae
Product: calcium/calmodulin-dependent protein kinase II inhibitor 2-like
Exons: 2
Coding region: 479-721 (80 amino acids)
Biological process (GO): negative regulation of protein kinase activity
Molecular function (GO): protein kinase binding; calcium-dependent protein kinase inhibitor activity
Source: RefSeq, a predicted model, not a curated record